AGUUGGAUCGAAAGCCGAGCUGGUCGAUCGGGAACGAAUCAACGAAGCUGACGAUAAUAAUAAGCGGUCCGUGUUGAUGGGGAAGCAGAUGCAUAAUUCUCCUUCCCCUCUUCUCUCCAAGACUAACAUUUCCGACGGCAGCAAAUCUUUCUUACCUGUAGAUAUAUCAGAGGAAUCAGAGGUCAGUGGUUCUGACAAAGAAGACAGCUCAUGGAUUUCUUGGUUCUGUAACCUUCGUGGGAACAAAUUCUUAUGUGAAGUCGAUGAAGAUUACAUCCUAGAUGACUACAACUUGUGUGGACUCAGCCAUCAAGUUCCUUACUACGACUAUGCUCUCGAUUUGAUUCUCGAUGUAGAAGAAUCUUCUUCUCGUGGUGAGAUCAUUACAGAAGAACAGAACGAGUUGAUCGAGUCUGCAGCCGAGAUGUUAUAUGGAAUGAUUCAUGCUCGUUACAUAUUGACAGGCAACGGACUCAAUUCUAUGUUUAAAAAAUACAACAAGUAUGAUUUUGGAAGAUGCCCAAAACUUUAUUGUCGUGGCCAACCUUGUUUACCUGUUGGCCUAUCCGAUAUCCCUCGAGCAAGUACCGUGAAAAUAUAUUGUCCUAAAUGUGAAGAUGUGUAUUACCCGCCAUCAAAAUACCAAGCAAAUAUUGAUGGAGCUUACUUUGGGACAACAUUUUCACAUCUGUUUAUGAUGACUUACGAAUUUAAGAGGCCAGAAAAGGUAAUGCAAAGCUAUGUUCCAAGAGUGUUUGGGUUCAAGUUACACAAGCCGUGAAGGGAAAAAGCUUAAAGUAAGACCGAAUACUACUAGGAAGAGACUUUUAUGUGUGUAAUCACAUACAAAUAAUUGUAUC
Camelina sativa (false flax) is the source of this 860-nucleotide messenger RNA. Lineage: Eukaryota; Viridiplantae; Streptophyta; Magnoliopsida; Brassicales; Brassicaceae. The record is from RefSeq and is a predicted model, not a curated record.